GUGUUACGAUCCAAAACAUCAAGUAAACUGAGUGAACUUAUCCUAAAAUCUAUAUCCAUUAUUUGAUGUACUUCAUUAUUAAAUCUUUUGCUUCAACUGAGCUGAGGCUGACUCGGUAAAGAGAUUUUACUGUUUAACCUCUUACAGUGGAAACCACCAAAUGAACGCAAGUUUUAUAACCACCCAAUCCUUAUUUCAUUUCCCAAGUGAGAGGUACUCCUGUAAAAUAGCACCGUUAAUAAAACUGCACAUUCCUCUUGACUUUAUCAACAAUUCCAUUCCCUUAUCUCCAAGUCCAACUCACCUCAUCCCUUCUCCAAUAUUUUUCACAUUCAAACCGAGAUAAUUGGGACGGUUUAAAAAAAACUAAUUUUAGUUAUACGUAAUAAAUUAAUAAAAAUUAACUCCACUAGAAGAAUGCAUAUUUUUCUCCUUUUGAAAAACCAACCUGAAGUUUAACUCUUUUAGUUUCUUCUCUGGCCAACAACUCUAGAGAGAGUUGAACAAUGGCUGCCUGUGGAGGCCUAAACCACAUCUUUACAGAAAAUUCAAAAAAUUUUGAUUCCCUCUCCUUUACAGAGAUUUUUGAAGAAUUAGAUUUAAAAGAUAACAACUCUGAGUCCUCCUUUUCCUCCUCCAUAUCAUCUUUUUCUUCUAAUCUCCCUCCAUUGUCUGCCUCCUCCUCCUCAUUAUCAUCAACAUCUUCUUCUUAUAAUUCUUCUUCAUUUUCUCUAGAAACAAUCCACCAAUCUGGAAUUGAAAGGAAAAACAAGGACCCCAUUUAUCCAACAAGCAGCCAACAUUACAGCCAUAGUGAUAGCUUUUCCUCAAGAAACUCAGAUAUUCUAUCAUUAUGUACAGAAGGCCUUGGAUUUGAAAGCUCUGAUGAUGUUGAAGAUAUUAUGAAUUAUUUGAGUAAUGAGAAUGAACAAGAACAUGAAGAAAUUAGAUCAACAUGCAUUAAUUCCAAGUUAGAAAAUCAGAGGAUUAAUCAUUAUGAAUAUUCCAAAAGAUAUUCAAGAACAAAUAAAGGGUCAUUAUUACCUCCUCCAAUUUCUUGCAUUGGAGGAAGUGGAAAGCCUUGGGUUUGUUUUAAAUCUUAUAGGGAAGAUGGUAGGUUUAUUCUCAAGGAGAUUAGAAUUCCUGAGUGGGAAUUCUUGCAUGCUUGCCGAGAAGAUGGACGUUUGAAGCUACAGUAUAUUCAAUCAGAUGAUGAAAUUCUAGAGGAAGACGAAGAAGAAGAGGGAGAGGAAUAUGAUGAUGAUUCAGAGGAUUUCAAAGAGGAAGAAGAGUUAGCAAAUGAUGAUGAUAAUGAUGAUAAGAAAAGAGAAUAUGAGAAUCUUGCUGAAGAACAAUAAUGUAGGAAUUGAAGAAUAGGUAACAUUUAUAAAAGGUGUUUCUUAACUUUUUCUUUUGUAAUUAUUGUUUCCAUUAUGAAGUUGCAGGGGAGCUGCAAAGGAAAAAGCUCAUAGCUACUUUUUCUUCUCUUUCAAAUUUGCAAAUAAAGAGAACUUGCCAAUGGAAUUCUAAAUUCCAUAUUUAGAUCUUUU
Messenger RNA from Nicotiana tabacum (common tobacco), 1550 nucleotides. The record is from RefSeq and is a predicted model, not a curated record. Lineage: Eukaryota; Viridiplantae; Streptophyta; Magnoliopsida; Solanales; Solanaceae.